This is a messenger RNA of Didymodactylos carnosus, 798 nucleotides long. Lineage: Eukaryota; Metazoa; Rotifera; Eurotatoria; Philodinida; Philodinidae. The record is from the annotation of a GenBank genome assembly.
AUGGAUACAUCUGAUUUAAACUUACCAUCUUACAAAUAUCAGUUAGAACAAGUCGAAUUAGCGUUAAAAGCACAACCAGAUGAUCCAGAGCUACUUCGUUUGAAACAAGAUCUGGAGGAAGUUAUAAAUUUAACGGCAGAAUUAUUGGGUUGUGAUCCGUCGUUGAAUUUGGAAGAUACGUCGAAUAUUGAUACAUAUGCGGCAGCAGCAUCAUCUUCGGUCCAACAAUCAUCAACAACAGCUCACUCAUCGACUUCAUCAACUAGAUUACCAAUUAAAUGGAAAACGGGAGAUCGCUGCCUGGCUGCUUGGAAUGAAGAUGGAAAAUAUUAUGAGUGUACAAUUGAUGAUGUUUUAGAUGAUGGAACAUGUACAAUUGUUUACGAUGGAUUUGGUACAGCUGAAAUGACUGCUGUAUCCAAAUUAAAACCAUUUGAUCGUACACGCUCCACUAUGAGCGGACCAAAAUCAGCUGCUCAUCGAUUAAAAACAAAACGAGAAGUCGAAACAAGAUUACGCGAAUUAAAACGUAAAAAACAACAGAAGAAGCUUAUAAAGCUGAAAGAAUUAGAGGAAGAGCGGGAAAAAGAUAAAAAACGAUGGGUUGAUUUUAAUCAUAAGUUAACUGGGAAAACAUGGAAGGGCGUUGUAUCAAAAUCAAUGGUCAAGAAAAGCGAACCUGUCAAAGUAAAUGUCAGUGGUGUCACUGGUGGCUUUAUGACAAAAUAUAAACAAGCAGAUACGUCAACUAAUAGCAAAGGAACGAAAUCAACAAGAUCAAAUCAACAACGACCAUAG